This is a messenger RNA of Acanthosepion pharaonis, 624 nucleotides long. The record is from the annotation of a GenBank genome assembly. Lineage: Eukaryota; Metazoa; Mollusca; Cephalopoda; Sepiida; Sepiidae.
AUGAUAGAUAUAAACGAACGUCACGUUUGGGCAACGGCACGUGUACACGCGUCUAUCUGCUUAUAUCAAUGGCUAACAAUGUCUAUCUCAGGUAUUUUCCCUCCCAUUCCCAGUCUUUUCAUAUCUAUCUAUCUAUCUAUCUAUCUAUCUAUCUAUCUAUCUAUCUAUCACAUUCGAUUUAUAUCUACGAAUCUUCGAUUCAUAUCUACCAAUCUGCUCAUAUCUAUCAAUGAAUCUCAGCCUAUUCAUAUCUAUCUAUCUAUCUAUCUAUCUAUCUAUCUAUCUAUCUAUCUAUCUAUCAGCCUGUUUAUAUCUAUCUAUCUAUACCAGUCUGUUCCUAUCUAUCUAUCUAUCUAUCUAUCUAUCUAUCUCAGUCUGUUCAUAUCUAUCAUCUAUCUAUUAUCUAUCUAUCUAUCUAUCUAUCUAUCUAUCUAUCUAUCUAUCUAUCUCAGUCUGUUUAUAUCUAUCUAUCUAUACCAGUCUGUUCCUAUUCAUCUAUCUAUCUAUCUAUCUAUCUAUCUAUCUAUCUAUCUAUCUCAGUCUCUUCGUAUCUAUCUAUCUAUCUAUCUGCUCGUCAGAAAAUCUAUCUUAAUUGACUUAUUCACAUUAUUAGCAACUGACUGA